AUGGCCAGCGUCCCCGACAAGGUCGGCGGCGGCCGUGAUGCCGUGCAUACCUCGGAGACGUCCAGCACAACUCAGGCCGAUCAAAUCCAUGCGGUCAUGAGCGAAAAAUCGGACAACGAUGGGCAGUACGAACUCGAGAACACUACCCCAUCUGGGCGGGUCGAGCUCACGGAGGAUAUGUGCUACGACCAACUCGGAUACUCCUUCUCCGAGAAGCGCAAGUGGAUGAUCAUCACCGUUAUCUUCCUGGUACAAGUCUCCAUGAACUUCAACACCUCCUUGUACUCGAACGGUCUGAAUGGAAUUUCGGAGGAGUUUGGCGUUUCCCUGCAAGCAGCGCGUUGCGGUGCCAUGAUUUUCCUGGUCUUGUACGCUUUCGGCUGUGAGCUGUGGGCACCAUGGAGUGAAGAAUUGGGUCGCAAGCCCAUUCUGCAACUUUCCCUCUUCCUUGUCAACGUCUUCCAGCUGCCCGUGGCGCUGGCGCCCAACUUCGCCUCCAUCAUGGUUGGCCGUGCUCUCGGUGGUCUUUCUUCCGCCGGUGGCUCUGUAACUUUGGGUAUGAUUGCCGAUCUUUGGGAAUCCGACACUCAGCAGUACGCUGUCGCCGCCGUCGUCUUUUCUUCCGUUGGCGGAUCAGUCCUCGGUCCUGUGAUCGGUGGUUUCGUCGAGGCCUACCUUCCUUGGCGCUGGAACAUUUGGAUCCAGUUGAUCUUUGGCGUCUUCGUUCAAAUCAUGCACUUCUUCAUGGUCCCGGAAACCCGAACUACCGUCUUGAUGGACCGUAUUGCGAAGAAGAUGCGCAAGAGCGGCGAGCAUCCCAACAUCGUCGGCCCCACUGAGGGCAUGUCCUUCCGUCAACGUUUCCCCCCUCGGGAACUCAUGCUCACUUGGAUCCGUCCUUUCCGCAUGUUCCUCACAGAGCCCAUUGUCUUGACCCUUUCUCUGCUGAGCGGUUUCAGUGAUGCCCUGAUCUUCAUGUUCAUUCAGUCUAUGUCCCUGGUCUACGGACAGUGGGGAUUCAACACCUGGCAGAAGGGCCUGGCUUUCAUUCCCAUUGUCGUUGGCUACUUCAUUGCUUGGUUCUCGUGGUUCCCCAUUAUCCGCCGUAAUGUCAAGGAGCGACGCGAUAACCCGGAUAGUGAACGCGCUCAGUACGAGUCUCGUCUGUGGUGGCUGCUGUAUACCGCUCCCUGCCUGCCCAUCGGCCUGAUUGGCUUUGCAUGGACCAGUUUGCCCCAGUGCCACUGGAUCGGCUCUAUGAUCUUUGCCGCCAUUAUUGGUAUUGCCAACUACGCCAUCUACAUGGCCACCAUCGAUUACAUGAUCUGUGCCUAUGGUCCCUACUCUGCGUCCGCAACCGGUGGCAACGGAUGGUCCCGAGACUUCCUGGCCGGUGUACUCACCCUCCCCGCUACGCCUUUCUUUACGAACAUUGGCGGCAAAUAUCAUCUCGAAUAUGCUUCCACUAUUCUUUUCUGUAUCUCGGUUGUGUUGGUCAUUGCAGUCUACGUGAUCUACUGGAAGGGUCCGGAGCUCCGCAAGCGCUCCCCGUUCGCGCAGCGACUCUCAGAGGCCCGCCACGACGCGACCAUUACAGGUCGCCGCGCAUCCAAGGUACCGAUGUCGUCGCGUGCCAAUUCCUACGCUCGGUCACAGCAGGAUCUCCGCAUUCGUCACACCAUGGGCAGCCGCCCCGGCUCCCGCGUCACCUCGCGGGCCAACUCCCGAGCCAACUCGCGCCGCAACAGUAUUGUUGCUCCUUAA
This is a messenger RNA of Penicillium cinerascens, 1764 nucleotides long. RefSeq lists its product as uncharacterized. NCBI's taxonomy places the organism in Eukaryota, Fungi, Ascomycota, Eurotiomycetes, Eurotiales, Aspergillaceae. The transcript is spliced from 3 exons. Gene Ontology annotation, molecular function: transmembrane transporter activity. The coding region runs from base 1 to 1764 and encodes 587 amino acids. Gene Ontology annotation, biological process: transmembrane transport. The record is from RefSeq and is a predicted model, not a curated record.